ACGGUAGGAUUGAGGAAGCUCUAAAGAAGAAUCCCACCGACGAUAUAUUGUCUUUCCCUCCAGAACUUUCCCUCCUUUUAAUACUCCUCCAUAUCUCAAUUACAAGGAGGAGGAGAAAAAGAAGAAAUACUACUCUGAGGAUGGGAAACUGCCUGUUUGGAGGCUUGGGAGAAGCUGAUGGUGUGAUCAAAGUCAUAACUUCAAGCGGUGGAGUCAUGGAGUUUUCUGCUCCAAUAACAGCAGGAAGCAUCACAGAUGAAUUCCCAGGGCACGCCAUUUUUCGAAGCCAUGAUCUCUUCUGGAAACCACUCUUUCAGCAUGAAGAACUCCUCCCUGGAAAAUCAUACUAUCUUCUUCCGCUUAACGGCAAAGACACUUCAGGUAAUAGCGGCCAGAUUGUCCGAGAAGGCCAUGUCAGGUCGAACAGCAUCCCAGCAUCGCUCGUUGCUCCUUACAGGAUGUCCUGUGAUUAUCAGGGGACUCUGAAGAGGUCCCAUACUGAUGUUUUCUCCAGGUACAACAAGCCUGCAGGAUUUUGGAAAGUGAAGCUAGUAAUCAGCCCGGAACAGCUGUUGGAAAUUUUGUCUCAAGAAGCUCGUACUCAAGAAUUGAUUGAGAGUGUCAGGACAGUCGCCAAGUGUGGAAGUGGGGUCUCAACUUCUGUUGGAUUUUCAGAUCAAUGGAGUCUGUCAAGCAGUAGGAACGCUUCCUCAAACAAAGAUGGCUUGUUGUUAGACAUCUAGAAUAACAGCUUCUUACAAAUUUUCCCCCCAUUUUAUUUUUCCUUGUUUUGACAUUAGACAAUGUAAACAAUUGAAAUAGUAGUAUGAACAUGUCAUUUGGUGUAUUGAUUUGAUCUUUUCCUUUGUUUUGGUUGGGGUUGAUGUUGUCCCUGUUUAAUGCUCAAAUUUAUAGGUUUCUGGACAGUA
Messenger RNA from Theobroma cacao (cacao), 929 nucleotides. Its product is annotated as DUF4228 domain protein. The record is from RefSeq and is a predicted model, not a curated record. NCBI's taxonomy places the organism in Eukaryota, Viridiplantae, Streptophyta, Magnoliopsida, Malvales, Malvaceae.